AGCUCAGUAGAAGGCAGCCAGUUACGCUACUGUUCGGACGAAUUUCUCCCUUCGCACAUUUUUUUUGGGAAUAAAUUUCAAUUUUUCAUUUCUUUUGUACGGGCUUAAAAAUCAUUAAAUAGCCCAAGUGCUGUCGAAUCAUUUUCGGGCCCGCCAAUCAAGUGCAUUCACUUUGCGUUGUGUUUAUAAAUUUAUGUUUACUUGAAUUUCAUUUGGACACCACAAAAUGACAUCGAUCGAAUCGAAACGAGUGCAAUAUCGAAAGUAUCUGGAACGUGCCGGGGUCAUCGAUGCCCUGAGCAAGGCUCUGAUCAAGCUUUACGAGGAGCAGAACAAGCCGGAGGAUGCCAUCCGCUUUGUGCGCAAGUUCAUGUGCGAGAGCUGCCCGGAUGAUGCCCAGUACGAUGUGAUGAAGAAUGACCUGGAGGAGGCCAAGACGCACAUCUCGAAGCUGGAGCAGGAGCUCGAGCGACUUCGCGGCCAAAUCAAGAAGUCACCGGAGGAGUACCAGGAGCUCACCACAGAGGGCUACAAAUCGCUUAUGGACGAUGAGGAGAACGUUGCCUCGCUGCUGCGCAAAUACCUUACUCCAGAACUUUUGGAGGAGUACAUGCUGGUCACCACUCCUGCGCCAGUGGACGCGUACCUAUACGACUGCGCUGUGGCCGGAUUUGAGCACCAUGAGGCUCCCGUGGGAGUUUACGCGGCGGAUGCCGACAGCUACGACGUCUUCAACAAGCUCUUUGACCCGAUCAUUAUGGACUUCCAUGGUCAGAUGGACAACGAGAGCGAUGUGCUGCAGAAGGAUCCAGACUUUGGCAACGUGGAUGAGAUCGAGAAUCUCGAUCCGGAGCGCAAGUACAUCAUGUCCGCGCGAAUCCGAUUGGUUCGCAACAUCGAGGGACUGCCAUUCUUCCCGAAGCUUACCGAGAAGCAGUUUAUCGAGGUGGAGGAGAAGGUGCGCUCCGCCACGGAGACCAUGGAUGGCGAGCUAAUUGGCUCUUACUUGACGAUGGGGGACAUCGAUGCCGAGACCCAAGCCGAAAUGGUGAAGCGUCAUAUACUCUUCCAGCGGGGCGACCCACAGCUGACCACCGCCGGCUGCUAUCGCUUCUGGCCGACGGGUCGCGGUGUCUACCAUAAUCCCGCCGAGACCUUCGUGAUUUGGGUGAACCGACAGGAUCAUGUGCAGAUUAUGUCGAUGGCGCAGUGCGGCGACUUGGGCGAUGUCUACAAUCGCCUGGUCAACGGUCUGUCGGAGCUGGAGAAGACGCUGACCUUUGCGCGCCAUCCUCGUUAUGGAAACCUUUCGGCCUGCCCCACCAAUCUGGGCACCACCCUGCGUGCCUCGGUGCACAUCCGCCUGCCGCUGCUCAGCAAGGAUCCCGACCGUCUGCUCGCCCUUGCCGAAGAGCUGCAGCUGCAGGUGCGCAGCACGGAUGGCGGCGAACUGGUCAACGUCGAAGAUGGCGUUAUGGACGUAUCCAAUAAGCGAAAGCUCGGCUUCACCGAGUUCGAACUGGUCAAAACCCUGCAGGAUGGCGUUGUGGCACUGAUCAAUGCCGAGGAGGAGCUCGAAAUAGCUGGACAGGAGGGUUAGAGCAACACAUUGCACCACACAUUUUUGACAGCCCGUGAACGUACCCAUAUCAAUAUUACCCACAAGUACAGACAGACGAUAGAUAAACAGGAGCAACGAAUCUUUGGUUAAAUAAAUUUGUGCCGUAGUCCCAACGAA
This is a messenger RNA of Drosophila ficusphila, 1738 nucleotides long. RefSeq names its product arginine kinase. The record is from RefSeq and is a predicted model, not a curated record. Bases 227 to 1600 code for a protein of 457 amino acids. The transcript is spliced from 3 exons. Gene Ontology annotation, biological process: phosphocreatine biosynthetic process. Gene Ontology annotation, molecular function: creatine kinase activity. Lineage: Eukaryota; Metazoa; Arthropoda; Insecta; Diptera; Drosophilidae.